Batrachochytrium dendrobatidis JAM81 is the source of this 543-nucleotide messenger RNA. RefSeq lists its product as uncharacterized. The coding region runs from base 1 to 543 and encodes 180 amino acids. The record is from RefSeq and is a predicted model, not a curated record. NCBI's taxonomy places the organism in Eukaryota, Fungi, Chytridiomycota, Chytridiomycetes, Rhizophydiales. The transcript has a single exon.
AUGUCAGAUUCAACUACUUCAACUUCUAAUGGCAAUACGAAAUCCCCAAUUCCGCUCUCAAGUCCAUCUGAUGUGACUGCAACCCCAACUAUUUCGUCUUUCAAAAACAAAGGAAAAAUGCCUGUACAGAGUUCACCAGGUCCCAUGGAGCAAGAUGUCCGGUCAACCACUUCAAGCACUCAAGUAGAAGCAGCCGAGACUGUGGACAGUUUUGAACUUGAAGAUGAUGACGAGGAAGGCGAACACGAAUACAACUCGGAUCUGCAAGAUAGCAAUAGUUCGGCUUUAUCUAGUGACGGCUCAGGAUCCAGUCAAGAUGGUAGCAAUAGUGAUGAUGAAGAGGCUGAAUUAGCGGCUCUUUUGAAUGAAGCAGAGGAAAAUGGAGAUGGCAGCGAGAUGGUGGUUGGAUUACGUUCAGGGAAUAGUAGAUUCAAUUCAAGUGCUAGAACACAUUUUCGAGACGAUACUCAAGCAAGUCAGAAUGCAUCAAAUGAAGGUUGUGCAAGUGGAUCUGCACCUGCCUCCAAAAAACAACGAUCUUAG